GGAAGCAGGUGCUUUUCUUUUCUUUUGUCUCUCGCUCCGUUUUCCGAGGUACCCUCUCGGUCGUCCUCCUGAAAACAGGACCUGGACAUGGAAAGCUAAAUACAGGAGAGACACCCCAAAAGAAGUCAUGUCCCAUGUCAUGUACAAUAAAAUAUGGGCAGAAGCCCAAGAAUCCCUCAACAGUCUGUUGCAGAAGGAAAUUGAAGAGAAGUCCCAAAAGCCACUGAAAGAUCGUCUGGUAGUGUUUCAGAUGCUAGCUACUUUCUACAUCAAAUAUGUGCAAAUAUUUCGCAAUUUGGAAGCUGCUUAUGAUCAGAUUGUUCAUCCACAAAAACGUUUAAUUAUUCGGCAAGUGCUGGAUGGCGUAAUGGGCCAUAUUUUGGAACUGAAGAACGAAAUGGUGGAGUUGGAGUAUUCAGAGUAUCAUUAUUUUGAUGACAUUUUACAGGAUCUUAAGCUGUCCCCCGAGAACAUUGAAAUCCCUAUACCAAGAUAUUUUAUUAAAGAAAAGCUAAAGGUGUUGAAAGAGAGAGAGAGAAUCCUAGCUCAGAUAAUGUUUGAUGCUGGAAUGCAUGAUGAUGAACCAAAGAAACAUGCAAAAGUCAUGCUUUUAGAAGAAGCUAUCAGAGCAAUUCAGAUAGCUGAGCGGGCCCGCCAGGGCCGACUGAGGGCAACCUUCAUGAAGCAAAUCUAUCUUGAAGAAAAGAGAGAGCGACUAGCCAGACUUCAUGGUACAAGAGGCCCAGAUCUGGAAACUGCUGCAGUGAACAUUCAAAGGUUUUGGCGUGGACAUUCCCAGUGGAAGAGAACUUUGCAACUUAGAGAAGAAGAAAUGAUAUUUCUAGGGAUGAGUCCACCUCUUCACUUCCAAAGACCUAGUGCUUCAUUGCUGCGUGCCCAGAAGAUAGAUAGUUUAAGGUGUGAAAUCCAAGAAAAACAUGAGUCAGAUUUCCAGAAAGCCCUUGUAACCAUAAAAGAGCAAGUGAGAGAAAUUGAAGGCCCUGACAUCAAAGAGAGUCUCCAGGAUCAGAUACGCCAGUGGUUCAUUGAAUGCCGACAUGUUACAGGAAAGUUUCCUGAUUAUCCUGAUGAAGAACAAGGUGGUUCAGCUUCUCUUUUUUCUGACAAAACUCCAGAGCAGGUAGCUGCUGAAUUAAUUGCCAAAGAAGAAGAAGAACAGAAAAGAAAAGGCAGAAGAAAAGGGAAGAAGGAAAAAGCAGAAAAGGGGAAGAAGAAAAAGAAAGGAAAGGAAGCAGAAGGAAAGAAACCGAGGAAGAAAGAGGAGGAAGAAGAAGAGGGUUGGAAAAUGGCCCCCAGUAAUUUUCUCUCAGUAAUGGAAGAUGGAAACAACAAGUAUAAAGAUAUUUGGCAGAACAGAGAUGAGGGAUGGAACUUCCCACAAGAGUAUGACCCAGAAUUGAUCAAAGAAGAAAAGCGGAAAGAAGUGGAAGAAGAGAUCAGAAUACAGGUGGAUGAAUUAAUGCGUCAGGAAUUGAAGAAUCUAAAAUUAGCUGUAGACAGAGAGACAGAGAAAAAAGGAAAAAAAGGGAAAAGGGGAAAGAAAAAGAAAAAAGGGAAAAAGGGUGGAAGGAAGAAAAAGCCUAAGAAGGAGAAAGAUCUGACUCCUGACAGGACCAUUGAUUCUCUCUACCAGGAACUAGUAGAAGAAAGGAUAUUGAUAAAAGCAAUGAAAGUGAAGCUUGGCGAUUAUAUAGGUGAGUAUAGCUAUCUUGGAACUACACUUCGACAAGUAAACAUAGAACCAAUGCCUUCUCUCACAGAUGUCAAGCAGCUCAUAGCAUUGUAUGGAAUAUUGCCAUUAGGGUCUCAGUCCGUACAUGAAAAAGCUCCUACAGUGAAAGCUUUACUUUUGGCUGGACCUGAAGGAGUUGGGAAAAAGAUGCUUGUUCAUGCCCUUUGCACUGAAACAGGAGCCAACCUUUUCAAUUUAUCUGCAGCUAACAUUGCAGGUAAAUAUCCUGGCAAGGCUGGUCUGCAAAUGAUGCUGCACAUGGUUUUCAAGGUAGCAAAACAACUACAACCUUCAGUCAUAUGGAUUGGAGACACUGAGAAAACCUUCUACAAAAAGGUGCCUAAAGCUGAAAAAGAGAUGGAGCCUAAACGUUUGAAAAAGCAACUUCCCAAAAUGUUGAAAACUCUGAAAACUGAAGACAGGGUACUGAUAGUGGGAACCACUAAACGACCCUUUAAUGCAGAGCUCAAGCCUCUUUGCAGAGUUUAUAAGAAAAUAGUACUGGUUCCAAGGCCAGAUUAUGCUUCAAGAUUUGUUUUAUGGAAACACUUCAUACUGCAAAAUGGAGGACGACUCUUCAAACAACUGAAUAUCAGUUGCCUGGCACAGGUGUCUGACGGUUAUACACAAGGUCACAUUCUCAAGGCAGUUCAAGCAGUCUUAACAGAACGACGUCUGAUGCAACUGAACAAGAAGCCACUGGCUGCUGUCGAAUUCCUGACUUGCCUUGCCAAGCAAAAUCCUGUGUACAAGGAGGAAGAGGAAAUGUUUAAGGCUUGGUAUGCAAAGACUCCUUUGGGAAAAGCACGAAUCAAGUCAAUGACAGAGAAAGAAGAUACUGGAAAGGGAAAAGGAAAAGGAAAGGACAAGGGAAAAGAGAAAGAGAAAAAAAAGGAAGGCAAGAAGGGCAAGAAGAAGAAGAAGAAAUAGGAAUAAUUUUAUUGAAUUUUAUUGAAUUCCUUUUAAUACAUAGCACAGCUACAGACUUAUAAUCUGUUGCUGGGGAGAGCAACUAUUGGGAAGAACACCUGAAAUUUCAGGUUUCUGCCUGACUUCACUACAGCUUGUAUCUAAAAAUGUUCUGUUAAGUAAGGCAUCAGUGUGACAUUUAAUCCCUUCAGGGUAAACUAGUGACCACUGAAUUUCACUCUUAUAACUUAGGCUACUUUUUAUAAAUUUAUCAAGAGCCAGAUAGGGAAUAGCAGUUCUUCAAAAGAUAUUAUUAAAUCAAAAGCCUAAAAAUGUGAUUGCACCUUCUUUGUUUGGUAAACUGCGGUAGGGUGAACAUCCUGGGGCCGUCCACAUGUAGUUGACCUGCAAGUCCUAUUCUCCGUCGCCAUUGGUGAUCUGAACUAGGGCUGAAGGGUGGAGAUCCCUGAUAUAUGAGCAAGAUGCUUCUCCACAGGAGUAUGCAGCAUGUGCAGACAACGGUGUUGCCCUAGAAUCAAGAGCCUGAUUUUUUAGCCUCUCGUUUCUUGAUGAGCACAUUAGCAGCCCAGGGGACAGGAGUUCUCAUAUCCCCAUGUCCUGAGCUUCAGGAAGUUACAACAAUGGGAGAGUUAAAGGUGGAAGGAGAUACAGGGGACUUGCAUAGACCUCUCAUGCUCAUGCUAUCUACACAUAAUGUGGUGAAGGGAACAUAUUAUAACAUGUGGGGAGGCACAGGAAUAGGGAACUCGUUUCAAUGCUCUAGGAAUCAUUUCAUGAAUGGAAGUGGAACCUUUUACAUGACAUGUUUAUGCUUCAUAAAACUAUUUCAUUACUUGUAUUACACUUUCUAAUCUGUAUACUACUCAGUUCCACUUAUUCAAAUAUAUAAAAUGCUUAAUUGUUGUACUUUUCAAUAAAAGGU
Messenger RNA from Pogona vitticeps (central bearded dragon), 3605 nucleotides. Lineage: Eukaryota; Metazoa; Chordata; Lepidosauria; Squamata; Agamidae. The record is from RefSeq and is a predicted model, not a curated record.